Salvia hispanica is the source of this 1692-nucleotide messenger RNA. RefSeq names its product protein DETOXIFICATION 24-like. Gene Ontology annotation, cellular component: membrane. NCBI's taxonomy places the organism in Eukaryota, Viridiplantae, Streptophyta, Magnoliopsida, Lamiales, Lamiaceae. The record is from RefSeq and is a predicted model, not a curated record. Gene Ontology annotation, biological process: xenobiotic detoxification by transmembrane export across the plasma membrane. Gene Ontology annotation, molecular function: xenobiotic transmembrane transporter activity; antiporter activity.
CAAAUCUAGGAGGCUAUGCCAUGUGUAGGCACCAUCACAUUAAAAAAUCAUCAAGAUAACAACAUUCAAGAGAGGCUGCUGAGUUUCAAGGCGGAGCAAGAAGAAGAAGGUGGCAAUUUGAAGGGCAGAAUCUGUAGGGAAUCGAAGAAAAUAUGGAGGAUUGCAACUCCCGGUGUGAUCUCAAGAGUGAGUUCAUUUGGAACUAUAGUGGUGACGCAGUCUUUCGUUGGGCACAUAAGCGCGGUGGAUCUUGCUGGUUACGCGCUCGUUCAAACCCUCAGCGUCCGCUUUGUGAAUGGAAUACUGAUUGGGAUGUCGAGCGCAACAGAGACUCUGUGCGGACAGGCAUACGGGGCGAAGCAGUAUCACAUGAUGGGAAUCUAUCUCCAAAGAUCAUGGAUAAUUGAUCUCAUCACACUCCUCAUCCUGCUUCCUGUCUUCCUCUUCGGCACUCAAAUCUUCAACCUCCUCGGCCAGGAUGAAGCCAUCGCCAAAUCUGCUGGAUACAUCUCUCUCUGGUUCAUCCCAUUCGUCAUCAGCCUCAUCUUCAGCCUCACCGUGCAGAUGUACCUGCAGGCUCAGCAGAAGAACCUCAUCAUCGCCUGGCUCUCAGCUCUGCAGUUUGCCAUCCACCUUCUCUGUUCCUGGCUCUUUGUCUUUGUUCUUGACCUCGGACUUCCUGGUGCCAUGGCUGCCCUCUGCAUAUCUUCCUGGUUUCUGGUUGUGGGGGAGUUCGUCUACAUCUUUGGUGGGUGGUGCCCCGACACCUGGAAGGGCUUCUCCAUUGCUGCAGCUAAGGACUUGUGGCCGGUUGUCAAGCUCUCUGUCUCAUCUGGUGCCAUGAUAUGCCUUGAACUUUGGUACUACGCCAUUCUGGUGUUGCUGGCAGGCUACACAACAGAUGCUCAAGUCUCCAUCUCUGCCUUCUCCAUUUGCCUCAACAUCAAUGCUUGGAUUGUGAUGAUCAUCCUCGGCAUCAUGGGAGCUGCAUGCGUUCGUGUUGCAAAUGAGCUUGGCAGUGGAAAUGCGGAAGCGGUGAGAUUCUCAAUCAAGGUGAUAAUGGCCACCUCACUUACAAUGGGGAUUUUGUUCUGGAUCCUCUGCUUGGCUUUUGGAAAGAGCAUCGGAUACUUGUUCACCAGCGAGGCGGAAGUGGCGGAGACAAUCUCAGGCCUCUCAGUUCUGCUAGCAUUCACUGUGUUGCUUGGCAGCAUCUUCCCGGUGCUCUCGGGUGUGGCUGUGGGAUCAGGGCUACAAAGUAAGGUGGCUGUGAUCAACCUGAUCUGCUUCUAUGGGAUUGGGUUACCUGUUGGAAUUGUUCUAGGAUACUGGUUUAAUCUUGGUGUUCAGGGCAUAUGGGUUGGGCUGACUGGAGGAGUUUUGACUCAGACAUGUUCAUUGAGCACCUUGAUAUGGAGAACAAACUGGGAUGAAGAGGUAUCCAAAACAUCAGCACGUCUCAAGAAAUGGUAUUUGGAAUCAACAUCGGAUAAUGAUAAGCACAUUGCUUGCUAAGUUAUAAUACAGCAACUAUAUAUGUAUCUUUGUUUUAACUUAUUUCAAGCAUUUGAAUAAUGUAAUUUGUUAGUUGUUACACACCCCACUACCUUAUUUUUGUAUGUCGGUGGUCCAUACAAGGAUUGCGGUUUGGUACAAUUUAAAGAAAGGAAUGACAUUAAAUAUUUCCCAGUA